This is a messenger RNA of Trichomycterus rosablanca, 1852 nucleotides long. RefSeq names its product 5-beta-cholestane-3-alpha,7-alpha-diol 12-alpha-hydroxylase-like. The coding region runs from base 40 to 1587 and encodes 515 amino acids. The record is from RefSeq and is a predicted model, not a curated record. The transcript has a single exon. Gene Ontology annotation, molecular function: sterol 12-alpha-hydroxylase activity; iron ion binding; heme binding. NCBI's taxonomy places the organism in Eukaryota, Metazoa, Chordata, Actinopteri, Siluriformes, Trichomycteridae.
UCAGAGUGCACGUUCCUGAGAGAGGAACAGGAACCUACCAUGGAGCUUUGGCUGCAGAUCCUUCUGGCUUUGUUUAUCUCCGUACUCGGGGGCCUCUAUCUCCUCGGGGCUUUCCGCCGCAGGAGGCCCGGGGAACCUCCACUGGAUAAAGGGCCGCUCCCGUGGCUGGGGCACGUCCUGGAGUUCAGGAGAGACACAGCUAAGUUUCUGCAGAGGAUGAAGCAGAAGCACGGAGAUAUCUUCACUGUGCAGCUGGGCGGCUAUUACUUCACCUUCCUGACCGACCCGCUGUCCUUCGGAUCCGUGAUCAAAGAGGAGCGCGGCAAGCUGGACUUCAACGAGUUCGCGCGGCAUCUGGUGAAGCGCGUUUUCAGCUACUAUCCACUGUACGGCGAACACAAGCUGCUCCUGGCCUCCAGCAACAAGCACCUGAUGGGCGACGGGCUGGUGCUGAUGACCCAGGCCAUGAUGACCAACCUGCAGGACCUGAUGCUGCACAGCAUCGAGUCAAGCAAGGAAGACGCCGCCGCAGAGAGACCGUGGCAGGAAGACGAUCUGUUCCAGUACUGCUACAACAUCGUGUUCCGCGGCGGGUAUCUGGCGCUUUUCGGGAACGAGACUCCCGAGACGUCGGGGAGUCUGGACAAGGCCAAAGAGUUCGAUCGCAAUCAUUCAGAUGAGCUGUACUACAAGUUCCGGAAGUACGAUCAGCUCUUUCCUAAACUGGCGUACGGCAUCCUGGGUCCUUCUGAAAAAAUGGAGAUCGAGAGACUCAAGAGGCACUUCUGGAACCGGCUCUCGGUGCAGAACAUAAACACCAGGGAGAACAUCAGCGGAUGGGUGUCGGAUUCUCAGCAAACGAGAGCCGAACUGGGCAUGAAGGAGUCCAUGCUGGACAGGUACAUGUUCCUCCUCCUGUGGGCAUCCCAGGGUAACACGGGUCCGGCGUCCUUCUGGCUCCUGCUGUUCCUCAUGAAGCAUCCAGACGCCAUGAAGGCGGUGAAGGACGAAGUGGACUCGGUGCUGCGUCAAACCGGACAGGAGGUGAAGCGCGACGGUGAGCUUAUCAACCUCACCCGGGACAUGCUCCUCAAGACUCCGGUCCUGGACAGCGCGGUGGACGAGAGCCUCCGCCUGACCGCCGCGCCCGUCCUCACCCGCGGCGUCCUGGAAGACAUGAGCCUGAAAAUGGCGGACGGGAGCGAGUACAGAAUCCGCAAGGGUGACCGCGUUUCCAUGUUCCCCUACACGGCGGUUCAGAUGGACCCCGAGGUGCACCCCGAUCCUCACACCUUCAAGUACGACCGCUUCCUCACGCCCGAAGGCGGCCGGAAGACGGACUUCUACAAGGGUGGCAAGAAACUCAAGUACUACAACAUGCCGUGGGGCGCCGGCAUCUCCAUGUGCCCCGGGAGGUUUUUCGCCGUCAACGAGCUGAAGCAGUUCGUCUUCCUCAUGCUCAGCUACUUCGACUUCGAACUGAAGAACCCGGACGAGGAGAUCCCGGACAUCGACACCCAGCGCUGGGGGUUCGGAACCAUGCAUCCCACCAGAAAGCUCCGGUUCAGAUACAGACUCAGGGUGUAGAGCUCAGGUAGAGAUAUUCGUUAUCGUUUCACCAAACUCGAGCUCCGUGUUUAUCAUCAUUACUGGUUUUAAAAUAGAUCAUUCAUUACCCAUCAUUACUGGCUAACCUUCCUGGAACAUUGAUUACCCAGCAUUACUGGCUAACCUUCCUGGAACAUUGAUUACCCAGCAUUACUGGCUAAGCUUCCUGGAACAUUCUGUGCUUCUUCUUCUUGUUUCUUGUUUAUUAUUUGUGUAUGUUAAUAAAUUUUAAACCUAAAUCAAA